ACGAAUAAAACCCCAAGAUAAGCCAAAGAGAUAAGAAUACAGGAAACCAUUUCCCACGCUGCGCCCUCAGGUAACAGAAGGACGGAUUGUUGGUAAUCGCCAUAACCAGGCUGACGUGAGAAGAGCUGUAUCUUGCUAAAUUUCCUGAACGUCAGCUCAUCAGCCAUGGCAGAUCGACACUGGAUGGCAGCGUGUUUAUGGCUAUCAUUAAUCGUGACAUGCGGAUCACUGCAACAAAUCCUCGCUUCGAAAUCUGAGACCGAGAUCGAGUCAGGUAAGCCAGCGAGAAGGGUUUGUUACUACCAAUCAGCCACCGUCUACCGCCCUGGGGAAGCCAGCUACAGGAUCGAAGACAUUCCUGGUGACCUCUGUUCUCACAUCAUCUACGCUUUCGCUGACCUCUCCAACAUCACAUGGGAAAUCAAGCCUUCGAUACCAAGUUUCGACAUUGAUGCAGGCGGUUACAAAAGGUUUGUCGGGUUGAAGGAGACCUACCCAGGCCUCACUGCGACCCUCGGCCUUGGUGGCGGAGGCGCUGGCGUCGCUGGGAUCUUCUCGCAGAUGGCCAGCCUCAAGGAGCGGAGAAACAUUUUCGUCUGGAGCGUUAUAGAUCUUGUACAAACGUAUAAGUUCGAUGGUGUUGAUGUAGACUGGGAGUAUCCCGAUACCCCCGAUGACAAAGAAAAUUUUCGGUUACUGAUGGACGAAUUACGGGCGGCCCUGGAUGCGGAGAGCCAAAGCCUGGAGCUGACCAUGGCAGUCCCUAUCGUGAGAUAUAGAUUACAAGAUGGAUAUAACGUCCCAGAACUAUGCAGAGCAGUUGAUGCCGUGCACCUUAUGGGCUAUGAUCUGCGAGGUGUGUGGAAUGAUUUCGCCGACGUGCAUUCAAUGCUCUAUCGAAGACCUGAUCUUGACUUUGGUAUUCUCGAGGAAAUAAACUUGAGCGACGGUUCACUUCUCUGGGAGGAAUUUGGAUGCCCACGAGACAAGCUGGUGCUAGGAGUGCCCUUCUACGGACGAAGCUUCACACUAUCUGAUCCUUCUCUACAUGGACUCCAUGCCCCGAUCACUGGGACUGGGAAUCCAGGUCCUAUAAUAGGAGAUCCUACAGUUCUGGUAUACUUUGAGAUCUGUGCAACCUUGAUGAAUGACCCUGAGUGGACAAGAGAAUGGGAUAAUGAAGGUUUAGUUCCUUACACAUACAAAGGAGACCAGUGGAUUGGGUACGAAGACCCCGAGAGCCUAAAGAUCAAGGUGGACUAUAUCCGAGAGAACGGCUACCUCGGGGCUAUGAACUGGGCUAUUGACGAUGAUGAUUUCAGAGGCUGGUGUGGCUUAGGGAUCAACCCCAUGAUGACAACGAUAUAUGAAGGUUUGAAAGACUACACUGUACCAAGAAGCAACUAAAACAUUCACUAUUCUUUGAUGUGUCGUUCCUCGGCAUCAUGAUGGCGUGAUUCUUAAUUAGUGUAUUAGUGAAGUCGAGUUCUAGUAUCUUUUAACUAAAAUUUGUUACUGAAUUUUCAUACAUAGUUUUGAUUGCAAAUGUAUGAGCAUUAAUUAUAGUUAUAUAAAAUUAUAAAACUUAAUGAUUAUCCUUUCAUCUAUUAAUAAACAUUUUGUCCGAUGUG
Molecule: messenger RNA, 1631 nt
Organism: Penaeus monodon (black tiger shrimp)
Lineage: Eukaryota; Metazoa; Arthropoda; Malacostraca; Decapoda; Penaeidae
Product: endochitinase-like
Exons: 11
Coding region: 166-1407 (413 amino acids)
Biological process (GO): carbohydrate metabolic process; chitin catabolic process
Cellular component (GO): extracellular region
Molecular function (GO): chitinase activity; chitin binding
Source: RefSeq, a predicted model, not a curated record